AUGGCGGACAUGAGACUUCCAACUCUGCGAAAACCACUGGCUUUAUCCGUCUCCUUCUUCGAUCGGAAGGACUUGGUUGUUCCCGGAGAUGUGAUCACUUCGGACACUGGGUUUAUGAGGGGUCAUGGUACUUACGUGGACGAGGAGAAGUUGACUGCGUCUGUCGCUGGUGAAGUUCAGAGAGUGGACAAACUAAUCUGCGUCAGCCCUCUUAAAACCAGAUUCAACGGUGAAGUGGGAGAUGUCAUUGUCGGGAGAAUCACAGAGGUUCAACAGAAACGGUGGAAAGUGGAAACAAACUCCCGGUUGGACUCUGUGCUGAUGUUGUCGUCUGUGAAUCUUCCCGGAGGAGAGCUGAGGAGGAGGUCGGCAGAAGACGAACUCACCAUGAGAGAAUAUCUUCAUGAAGGAGAUCUAAUUAGUGCAGAGGUGCAGUCGGUCUUCUCUGACGGAGCGUUAUCACUUCAUACAAGAAGUUUAAAAUAUGGAAAACUGGGGCAGGGUGUGCUGGUGCAGCUCUCCCCGUCGUUGAUCAAAAGACAGAAGACGCACUUUCACAACCUUCCAUGUGGAGCCUCCAUUAUCCUCGGCAACAAUGGGUUUGUCUGGCUUUAUCCCACUCCGGCUCAACAGGAAGAGGAGGCUGGGGGCUUCUACACCAGUUUAGAGCCGGUGAGUAUUUCUGAUCGAGAAGUGAUUUCGAGACUGAGGAACUGUCUCCUGGCGUUGGCUGCUCACAAAGUUCUUCUGUUCGACACCAGCGUCCUUUACUGCUAUGAGUCCUCUCUUCAUCACCAGGUGAAAGACAUCCUGAAGCCAGAGGUCAUGGAGGAGGUGGUUCUACUCACGCAACAGAAGCUCCUGGAACAUGAAAGCUAG
Knipowitschia caucasica is the source of this 879-nucleotide messenger RNA. The record is from the annotation of a GenBank genome assembly. NCBI's taxonomy places the organism in Eukaryota, Metazoa, Chordata, Actinopteri, Gobiiformes, Gobiidae.